Messenger RNA from Dimorphilus gyrociliatus, 417 nucleotides. Lineage: Eukaryota; Metazoa; Annelida; Polychaeta; Dinophilidae. The record is from the annotation of a GenBank genome assembly.
GCACAAUAUUGAUUCCUUACAUUGGCGUCAGUUACAUUCGUGCAGCUUGCCGGCAUUUUAUAUUGAAAAUCUUCAAAUUUAAUUGAAAGUAUGGGCGUCCAAGUUGAAACUUUAAAACCUGGAGAUGGAGUUAACUUCCCCCAACCCGGUAGAAAGGUUAUCGUACAUUAUACAGGCACUUUAACCAAUGGAAAGAAAUUCGAUUCGUCCAGAGAUAGAGGAACUCCCUUCGAAUUUUUUAUUGGAAAGGGUGCCGUUAUCAGAGGAUGGGAUGAAGGCGUUGCUAAAAUGAGCAUUGGCGAAAUUGCCAGGCUUACUUGCUCUCCCGAUUACGCUUAUGGACAAGCUGGAGCAGCUGGUGUGAUUCCUCCAAACGCUACCCUCAUUUUUGAGGUUGAACUCCUCAGCAUUCAGUAA